Suillus plorans is the source of this 761-nucleotide messenger RNA. Its product is annotated as NUDIX hydrolase domain-like protein. Gene Ontology annotation, cellular component: nucleus; cytoplasm. Gene Ontology annotation, molecular function: endopolyphosphatase activity; diphosphoinositol-polyphosphate diphosphatase activity; bis(5'-adenosyl)-hexaphosphatase activity. Gene Ontology annotation, biological process: diadenosine hexaphosphate catabolic process; diphosphoinositol polyphosphate metabolic process; diadenosine pentaphosphate catabolic process. The transcript has 3 exons. The record is from RefSeq and is a predicted model, not a curated record. Lineage: Eukaryota; Fungi; Basidiomycota; Agaricomycetes; Boletales; Suillaceae. The coding region runs from base 181 to 591 and encodes 136 amino acids.
ACUGCAUUGACAGUCAACAUUCACACACCUCUUUGCUCCGCAACGUGAUUUUCUGUUGAAAGCUGUUCGCCCGUGGAGCCAAACAAGCCAAACUUUUAGAUAUCACCACCUGGUGCUUUAAAGCAGACCGACAAAGUUACUUCUACUCUCCUCUCCUCUCCUCUCUUCUCCACCUGCAUCAUGGGCACCAAAGGCCGUGAAGUCCCUCGUGUUGUGUGCUGUGCCAUUCCACUGGCCAGUACUUCCGGAAAGGUCCUCGUUAUAACCAGUCGCAAACGACAAGAUUUAUGGGUUUUGCCAAAAGGAGGUUGGGAGUCGUCGGAUGUCACUUUAGAGAGGGCAGCCUCGCGGGAAGCCUUAGAAGAAGCGGGCGUUCGAGGCAACAUAACUCGAUUUGUGACAACCAUCUACUCGCCCUCAACAACGUAUCACUUCUACGAACUUGAAGUCACGACUCUCGACAAGGAUUGGUUAGAAAGUCGGGAGCGGAAAAGAGAGUGGGUUGAUUAUGCCGAGGCGUUGAAACGGGUCGCAUGGAAGACCGAACUUGCACAAGGACUUACGCUUUCUACGUUGGCGCCACGACGGUAGUCGAGGUUGUCCUGCUGUGCAAACCAGCGUCACUUUCAACAGGUAACUACCGCCAAUGCGGUUCGUCAAGUUCAACCACAGCAACGGAUCUGGCCGUCGUACAGACCGCUAAUGGUUGCAAAUUACCAUGCUUAGAACGUCGCCGUCAUCUAUACGUUACUCAUCCACUU